AUGGCUGGAACUUAUGCCACUGACCCUGAAUGGGCUGAUGUGUCUCCUAUCGAGCUGAACGAUGGUUCAGAGUCGGGAGCGAUGCCGCUGGCGACCAUUGCCUAUCCAUCGGAUUACCUCGAAGCCACUUCCUAUCUGCGUGCGGUGAUGGCCGCCAACGAGAUGUCUGAACGGGCUCUGAAGUUGACCAAGGAUGUGAUCUCGAUGAACCCAGCACAUUACACUGUUUGGAUUUAUCGGGCUAGAAUUCUUUUUGCCCUGGACAAAGACCUCCUUGAGGAGCUGGACUGGCUGAAUGGCGUCUCUUUGAAAUAUCUCAAAAAUUACCAGAUCUGGCACCAUCGCCAGGUUUUAAUCUCCUCAAAAAAGCACUUCCCAACCAUGCCCACCAAAGAACCCGACUUCCUCAUGGAAAUGUUCACCCAAGACUCCAAAAACUACCACGUCUGGACAUACCGCCACUGGCUGGUCCGGCACUUCAAGCUCUGGGAUUCCCCGCGCGAAAUCCACGACGUCGAAGCUCUCAUCCAGUCCGACGUCUACAACAACUCGGCCUGGAACCACAGGUACAUGCUCCGCUUUGGACCACGCGAUGACCAGCCCGACGCGGGCAUGAUCAACGCGGGUGACUCGUCUGCGUCGCCCGAGGAGAAGGGCCGGCUAACCGUUGUGGAUGAGGACUUGGUGGAUGCGGAGUUGAAGUUUGCGCAGAAGCAGAUUCUGCGGGCGCCCGAGAAUCGGAGCUCGUGGUGGUAUGCACGCGGGGUGUUGCGGGCGGCGUCGAGGGGGUUGGAGGAGUGGGAGGAGUUUGCGGGGAGGUUUGUGGAUGGGGAGCAGACGAAGAGUAGUCAUGCGGUGGAAUGGUUGGCGGAUGUGUAUGCUGAGGGGGAGAAGGCGAAGGCCGUGAAGAUGUUUACCAUGUUGAAGGAGAAGUAUGACCCUAUCCGGAAGAACUUUUGGGAUUACCGGAUUCGACAGUUGGGGGUAGUCGCUUAG
Penicillium diatomitis is the source of this 996-nucleotide messenger RNA. It is a transcript of the gene ramB, whose product is annotated as bifunctional protein farnesyltransferase/protein geranylgeranyltransferase. The coding region runs from base 1 to 996 and encodes 331 amino acids. The record is from RefSeq and is a predicted model, not a curated record. Gene Ontology annotation, biological process: protein geranylgeranylation; protein farnesylation. NCBI's taxonomy places the organism in Eukaryota, Fungi, Ascomycota, Eurotiomycetes, Eurotiales, Aspergillaceae. The transcript has 3 exons. Gene Ontology annotation, cellular component: protein farnesyltransferase complex; cytoplasm; CAAX-protein geranylgeranyltransferase complex. Gene Ontology annotation, molecular function: protein farnesyltransferase activity; CAAX-protein geranylgeranyltransferase activity.